This is a messenger RNA of Cyphellophora attinorum, 690 nucleotides long. RefSeq lists its product as uncharacterized. The record is from RefSeq and is a predicted model, not a curated record. NCBI's taxonomy places the organism in Eukaryota, Fungi, Ascomycota, Eurotiomycetes, Chaetothyriales, Cyphellophoraceae. The coding region runs from base 1 to 690 and encodes 229 amino acids. The transcript has a single exon.
AUGAUUGUGAAGCGUUCUGGUAUCAGUCCGCUCACACCGGCCUCGCUGGCAAUUACUAUCGUGGGAUGCCUCCUUGCUAUCACCAUUGCCGCCGUCGGCUAUGUCUACUGGCGCAAAAGAAGACUCUCUUCACAACAGCUCGCAGCUAAAUCGGACGACCGAUCCUCCAGUACGGCUUCGGAGGAGUAUCAACUCGAAAGUAUCGUCGCUGCCCCAACACAGCCAGAGCGGAGCGAGAAUCCCCGAUACUCUGUCGGCAUCAUGUCGCAUAUGUCAGUGGGACCUCGCUCACCACGUCCUGCGCGAUCUCCUGUUCCGAACAAUCGGUAUUCUGUGGGCAUGCUCAGUCGAACUUCCAUGGACCCAUCUGUGGCAUUACCUAAUCCAGAUCGCAAUCGGAGCCGAUCGCGUUCUCGUACACGUACAAAGGAGGAGAAGGAUCGGGCUUACGCUCGGCUGUCUAUGAAGAGCGGCGUCAUGACUCGCUCCUCAAUGGCUCCGAGAUCUCCCGUUCCAAGAAGUCCAAUGAGUCCGAGUGACCCAUUGCUGUCUGCCGGAAUCAUGAGCAGAAUGGCUAGUCCACGACCUGGCAACAUACCCGUCAGUCCGAAUCCUGGAAGCCUGAGCGCCAUGCAGAGUCCCGUCAUCAGAGAUCGCGAUCUCCUCGAACCGCCGCCACGUUACUCUUGA